Messenger RNA from Toxorhynchites rutilus septentrionalis, 5016 nucleotides. It is a transcript of the gene Kr-h1, whose product is annotated as Krueppel homolog 1. Gene Ontology annotation, molecular function: DNA-binding transcription factor activity, RNA polymerase II-specific; RNA polymerase II transcription regulatory region sequence-specific DNA binding. The record is from RefSeq and is a predicted model, not a curated record. Gene Ontology annotation, cellular component: nucleus. Gene Ontology annotation, biological process: regulation of transcription by RNA polymerase II. Bases 869 to 2971 code for a protein of 700 amino acids. NCBI's taxonomy places the organism in Eukaryota, Metazoa, Arthropoda, Insecta, Diptera, Culicidae. The transcript is spliced from 5 exons.
GCGGUGUGUUGGGCUGUGCGGAUUCGGUUGCGCGGAAAUUUAUCAUUUUCUGUACACAAGCCCUGCCGAGUCCCGAGUAUACGGUUUAUAGUUUUGGAUGGAAGUCAGUCGCAGCAGCAGCCGCAUCUGCGAGGAGCACUUUUUGAUGAAAGUUUGGUAGCACAAGUUUGGAGUUGCAAUUGCAGGUUCAGUUGGUGCAGUGCAAGGAUUCGAGAAAGUUUAUCUCUGCGAGAAGAUCCGUUGGGUCCGAAAGGCUUUUCAGUAGAAUCUGGAACUGAAGUGGAGGAGAUUUUAAUUGGUUGUAGAAGAUUAAAUAGGAACGAAAUCAAGUUUGGAACACAAAUCAAUAAUAGGAUAUCGGUUCGUGAAGGCUGCACUACGCAGUCAGUUUGACGAGAGGCCGAGUGCGUGCACGAAAAAAAAGUGAUUUUUGGUACCAGAGCGAGAGAGAGAGGGCGGAUUGGCACGACGGGACCCGGCCAACUCGGCAAUCUAAAAUUUAUAAGAAAAGCCUAGGUCAAUAAUUAAUAUAGUGAUGUGUUUUUCUGACACAUGAGGAAACCGCUUAGUUGGGUGAUUUAUUUGCUUGCCUGUCGUCAUAAAGGCAAGUGUAAGGUAUAGUUAGUGUUCGAGUGUGUCUGUGUGUGCGCGACUGUUUCCGUUGAUAUUUUGUAAAUUGAUUCCCACAAGAUAAGGUGAAACCAGUCGCGAGUGAGUGGGGGAAACAUUGAAAAUAACUUUUCGCAAACAUCUAUUGCUGACUGGCUGAAAGUGAGUGUGUUACUCACAUUCAAAUCGAGGAUUGGAAAUUUCUGUCCUCUUCGAAGUAUGUUUCCUCAAUAGGAUUUAAUACAGUGAUUUACGCAAAAUGGUUUACUAUACGGGAGUGCCACUCCUAAUGCAUCAGACUGAUAACAGUGCAGCUUCCCAGCUAUGCUACAACACUUCGACUCUUAAUGAUCGAGGAGGCGAACAGAUACAACCGCAACAACAACCACAACAGCAACAACAGCGGAUACAGUACCAGCAGCAUGUUGUCAAUCUGAGUAAUGGCGAGCAGUUGCUGUCGGAUGCUGGUCCCUCGACGCAAGGCAAUGUCCGAAGCAACUCGCCUUCGGCGCAAUCCUGCUUCACGAGCUAUCAACCGGGCAUGGUUCCAUCGAAUCAAGUCCCCCAGCAGUCGUCGUCGGUGAUGGCUGCGAAAUUCCGUUGCGAACAAUGUGACAUCAACUUCGGAAGUAAAAGUGCCCACACCAGUCACAUGAAGUCGCAUGCCAAACAACAGCAACAGCAGCAGCAGCAGCAAAGUAUGGUCGAAGGUAAACCUUCGAACGGGAAGAGUGUGAACGCGCUGAGCGCGACUCAGUCUACGCCUUCCGAUCCGUAUCAGUGCGAUGUGUGCAAGAAAACCUUCGCAGUGCCAGCUCGGUUGGUACGGCACUACCGGACGCACACCGGAGAGCGUCCGUUCGAGUGUGAAUUUUGCCAUAAGAUGUUUAGCGUUAAGGAAAAUCUGCAAGUCCAUAGAAGGAUACACACCAAGGAGCGACCGUACAAGUGCGACAUCUGUGGCCGGGCGUUCGAGCACAGUGGCAAACUGCACAGACAUAUGCGCAUCCACACCGGGGAGCGUCCCCAUAAGUGUAACGUUUGUGGAAAAACUUUCAUCCAGUCUGGUCAACUGGUCAUUCAUAUGCGUACCCAUACAGGUGAGAAACCAUACAAAUGUCCCGUGGAGGGUUGUGGAAAAGGAUUCACAUGCUCGAAACAGCUGAAAGUGCAUUCGCGGACCCACACGGGAGAGAAACCAUACCAUUGUGAUAUUUGCUUCCGAGACUUCGGUUAUAACCACGUGCUGAAGUUGCACAGGGUUCAACACUACGGAUCGAAGUGCUACAAAUGCACCAUUUGCGAUGAGACUUUCAAGAGCAAGAAGGAGAUGGAGGCCCACAUCAAGGGACACGCGAAUGAAAUUCCGGAUGAAGAUGAGACUGAUAGCAAGGCCGCUGUAGCUGCGGAUCUGAGUGCUGGCACCGGUCAGAGUGGUUUGGAGUACUCGUCCAGCUCCAGCAAUCUUGCAGUGUCUGACAACAUAGCGGGAGAUGAACCAAUGGAUCUGGAAGAGAAUCUUCCGACGCCGCGGGUAGAUUUCCGGGAACAAAGCUGUACCGGCAAUGACGACUCGGAUAGCAGCAAUAACAAAAACACCAAACCAAACGAUAGCGUUCAUUACUAUUCACAGUUCGAGCAGUCCGUAUUUCGCAGUUAUGGCGUACAGUCUGGGGUGAAUCCGGCGCUGCUGGCAGCGGCAUCCAUAGCUGCCGUCGCAACCGCUUCCGGUCUAGAGCAGACGGAAGUUCGCAGCAAUAAAGCAUCAUCACCACCCCCACUUUCAUUUCCAGUGCCGUCGUCACAUCAACAGAAAGAGUUUUCGGCAGCAGGCGGCCGGCUGUCACCUCAGUCAUUGGAGCCACAGCCGAUGGUGGACAUGUUGGUUCAUCAGCAACAGAUGCAACAGACCCAACACUUGCUGCAUCCACAGUCAACGGUCGGCUCGAACGCAUUCAAAUACGAACCGUUGGCCAUCAUGAAGCAUCACGGUUACUUCGCGCCGGCUUCGCAGGUGUCCGAGUAUCGAUCGUCCAGCGACAUCGUGCGACAGGUUGAAGCGGCCAUUGCGGGAACGGAAAAUCUGCUGACACCUCCGCGCUCAUCACCCGAGUCACCCGACCGAUCGUCCUCGCCGGAGUCCGACCCAGUAUUAAUGGCCGAUCGGGACAACAACACGUUGCCUCCGCGGAAGCGAAAGUUGUAUUUCAAGGAUGAACCCCGUGAGCAUGUGCAUGUGCAAACCCCGGCGGAACACCCGUCUGUGUCGGUCAAAAUGGAACCAUCGGGGGCGGCAGCGGCGGCUAAUCCUUCUGCAGCGGUGCGCAUGAGUUCGGUAAUUCAGUACGCUAAAGCAUCCUAAGCCAUAUUCGGUACGCGUAAGAGAGAGAGAGGUUACAGUUUCUUUAGUAUAGUUGCAAGGUUUAGGUGGUUAAGAGAAGAAGCAGACUUAUUAGAGGAUAGAUAAAUUUAAAAUAACGUUUUUAGAAGGUAAUAUUUAUCUACAGCAAAAGAGGUGGCGUUUGCUGAGUCGGAUCAAACGACGAUGCAAACACACAAACACAUACACUUUUGUAACAAGAAGAAGAAGAAGACUGUCUCAGGUUAAUCAGUCAUUAUAUUUGGUAGGAUCAUCGCUUCGGGAAAUACGCAUCGUUAGUUAGUAGGAGGAUUGCGAGAUCACUGAUGAGGGGCAGACACUUUUUCCAAGAGUGUUUUGAGACAAAGAAAAAUAUUAAGACUGUUGAAAUGUCAAAAAUUCUAUUUAAGGCGCUAGGAUAUUGAGAAGAAAAUCGAAACUGAAUGGCACGUGAGAGAGAGAGAUAGGCAGAGGGUAUAUUUUACGAGACAAACAAAAUUAACUAAUGAAAUUUGAUGGCCAUGUGGAAAAGACUAGUUUUUUAUAGUGAAAUCAAUCGUUUAGGACAAACAAGGAACGUAGAAAGAGCAAAAAUAUAGACUGGAAACCCUCAAAAUUGAAUCUUAGUGAUAAGAAACCAAACAGAAACAGUGCUUUCGACAAAGCGUAUUAGUAUGUAAGCGUCUCCCCUUCUCAAACACGUGAACCUUUACAAAUCUAUUAUACUAUCGAUGAAGGAAAGAAAAACGAUUAGCCUCUAGUUCGGGAGCAACAAUUACAAGCAACAUACCACUACACACACUGCCACCAAAACAAAGAAAAAAUAAUCCGAAAAAAACAAUGACUCAAAUCAGUGAAACAAUCUACAAAGACAGAAUCAGGGAUUCGAAAUGGUUGCAUUGUAUAGCCACGCAGCCAAAACAGUGUUGAACAACAGCGCAACAACACAAUUUUCGAUUAUCUACAAAACAUACACACCGAACAACACCGGCAGUUAUAACAACAGACUUAUUGCAACAACAAUAAAAAAUAUACCUCAAUUAAAAUAUUAAAUGUUCAUCACAGCACGAAGGCAAAAUCGCGCAUUCAAUGUAAAUAACAUACAUUUGGUUCUGAUCUCCGCUUUAAUAUAAUAUAAGAGAGUCUUUGGUAAGCAGUAUAGUUGCAACGCUGGCCACUGCCAGCCCGAAUGGCGCUAGUGUCAGUAUCUUAUGUUCGCUAAAAAUACACAGUAACGAACACACACACAUACAGAACAAUGCAUUUAAUACUAUUUUAAAAAUAGUUUGUUUAGGACUACUAUACUGUACAAAAUUUGUCCUGUAAACAACAACUUUUUGUGAUUUCCUUAGUUGUCUUCGUGAGAAUGAGAUCCAUUACUGUAACUUAUUGUUUUCCUUAACGUUGAUCAACAUUUGCAAACUAGUGAAAGAAACAGAUUUACUGAGCUGUUUUUGCGUUUUCCGAAACGACAUUUUUUAUUCGUUGUAGACAAUGGAGGAGAACUUUUGUUACACUCUCUUAGUUAUCGCUAUCAUUAUACAUUGUAAACACUAAAAUAAUGGAACCCAUAUUAUUACUAUCGAGAAUAGGCGUGAGGAUAGGGCAAUACAAACGGAACACUUUUACUAUGUAAAAAGGUUUGAAGCGAAAUUUACACAAACACACAUUCAGAAGUAUUUAGGAAUCCUGAUAUUCAUCGUAGCGAGUAAGCAUGAACCCCGAAAGCAGUAAUUAUGUUAUCGCUGUAACUGUGCUAUUAUUAAACAUUUGCAAUAUCAUCACACACCCAUUGGGAAGAAAAAUGAAAAAAAAAAAACAACAACAUUCGCAUCGUAGUUCCCUCCAACAAGGUUUGGUGUAGUUGAUAUCAUCGUCAAAUUAAACAAAAAACAUCUGCAAGACAAAGAACAAAUAUACAUUGAAAACAAACAAAAAACAUUUUUUUGGGAAUGAGCAACGACAAAUGUAGAAGGAUUCGGAAAACUUUUGUGAAGGGGGCAAAUUGCUAUUGCAUGAAACGACAGUGAAUACAGUCCUCAGUUUGU